UGUGGACCGUUUAACAUUGCUUUGUCACUCUCUCUCUCUCUCUAUAAAAGCCUCCAUAUCCACCUUUCUCUUUGUCACUACCUCUUAACUUUGAAUUUAGCUCUAAAAGACCUUUUUCCCGGUUGACCCUCAUGGAACCUGGCACAACCACAAUCACGACCGUCGAUCAUGAUCACGAUCACGAUAACGGCGGUGGCACUGCAAUCUCAGACGUCCAUCAGGACGUCAUCAAGACCCACAUCCUCACUAGGCUCGACGGCGCCACCCUCGCCUCCGCCUCCUGCGCCUCUUCCCACUUGCACGCUCUCUCCACCGAAGAACAGCUCUGGCGGGAAAUCUGCUCCUCCACGUGGCCUUCCAUCGACCACCCACGUGUCCACCACGUCAUCUCCUCGUUCCCUGGUGCUUACCGUUCUUUUUUCUCCGACUCAUUCCCACUCCUCCACCACCGCUCUCCGCCGAAGCAGCAUCAUCAUUAUCUCGCCGAGAUAAUCUCAGCCGUUGAUGUUCACUACAAGGAGAGUCUCAUUUUCUCGAAGGUCCAAGAGAACGAGACCAAGUCCGAUUGGUUUCUCUGCUCGCCGUUUCGGUUCGACUUGCUUGGACAGAAAGAGUCGGUUCAGACACCGAUACGACACGUCGGAGAGGACCAAGCCUGGCUGGACCACCUCGAGGAGAACCUGAAGCUAAGCUGGAUCCUUAUCGACCCGACCCGAAACAGAGCCGUGAACGUCUCGAGCCGGAGCCCCGUCUCGGUCCAGCACCACUGGCUGACCGGAGACGUGCAGCUCCGGUACUCGACGGUCGUCUCCGGCGGCGAGGACUCGUCGGAGCUAGUCCACUGCGCGGUGGUGGUCACGUGUGAGGGAAAGGUGGGAGGGGAGAUGCACGUGCGGGAAGUGAGCAUGCAAGUGGAGGACUUGGAGGGGAAGCAUUUGAACGGGAAGGACAGUUUGGUAAUUUUACAAGGGGCGAUGGAAAGUGGGAAGAGGAAGAAGGAGAGGAAAGGGGAAGGGAAAGAGAGGUUCGAAGAGUUUCUGAAAAUGAAGGGAGAGAGAAAGGAAAGAAAGCAGAGGAGAGAGAGAGCGUUGGACAUGGCUUGCAUUGCCACUGGACUCACUAUUUUCGUGGCUUUCUGGUCGUUUAUUUUGUUCAGAUAGAGCGAAAACUAAAUUAACCGCGCGCUACCGUUAAAGUUGGUUGUUCUUACCGUUGAUAUUAUUGGUAAGGAAAACAGAGGAAACGGAGAUAAUUAAAACCAUAAAAUAGGUUUUUAUUUUUUAUUCUUU
Molecule: messenger RNA, 1289 nt
Organism: Quercus lobata
Lineage: Eukaryota; Viridiplantae; Streptophyta; Magnoliopsida; Fagales; Fagaceae
Product: F-box protein At2g27310-like
Exons: 1
Coding region: 132-1160 (342 amino acids)
Molecular function (GO): protein binding
Source: RefSeq, a predicted model, not a curated record